AUAUUGGCCUCCGAAGAAAUGAUUCUCUCUGAGUGAGGAAGAACAAGAGUGAAAGAAUACCCUAAAAUGAUUCUGUCCAGGGAACAUGCAAACAUGGGAACACUAUCUCUUAUAUAAGAAGUCUCUCAGGCUUCUUAGACAAAUAGCAAAAUUGAAGCUCAGAGAUGGUCCAAAUGAUGUUGUGUUCAGUAUUACAACCCAAUAUCAAGGUACUUGCCGCUGUGCAGGAACAAUAUACCUCUGGAACUGGAAUGACAGAAUCAUCAUCUCUGAUAUUGACGGAACAAUAACAAAGUCUGAUGCCUUAGGACAAAUUCUCCCACAGCUUGGCAAGGACUGGACCCAUCAAGGCAUUGCAAAACUCUACCAUUCCAUCAAUGAGUAUGUAUCUUACUUUGAAGCAACCGGGUAUUUGGGAUUACUGACUAAUAGAAUUAAAAUGAAUCAGAUUAACUAAAACACAUGCUAUUGCUUUGCCCAUGAACUACCACUUUCCCUGGUAAUUUGAUCUUUUGCAUUGUAUUUCCAAGGAAUAAAUUCAGAUUUUAGUUUUAAAAAUUGUAGUUUUAUAACAGAAAUUCUAAAGACCAUCUUAACUGUUGUGCUGGUUGGGAAGCAGAAUUGUAACUGUUCUUCAGAUUGCAGUGAGUGUCUGUUACACUUUAAAAGAAUCAUGAAAACACUUAACUAUCUUGUAAAAGUUAAUUUAAAUGUAAGUGUUGGGUCUAAACUGUGUGCUUUCAGUUAUUUAUAUCUUGCAUAAUUUUAUACAUGUAAGUUACUGAACUCCAGAUGUAUAUUGAUCCUGCUUCUUUAAAAUGUUCAGUUCUUUGAAAAGCAUAGAGUCUAGUAAUCUUUUAAAUUGUUUAAAUUUGUUAACUUGACAAAUAUAUUUUUCUCUCCUGAUUUGGUCCUUUGUGUGGCAAACACUUUUCAAAAACAUAUUGACAGCGCCAUCAUUCACUACCAACCCUGGGAAUAGUAUUUAACUGCAUUUAGUGUUGUGCCUGAGGGAUACAAGAUGAGUAAUUGUUUAAAUUAUUUGGAAAUAUCCCCAUUUUUAAUGGAAGUUUAAGUUGAAAUUUAGAAUCAUUGCCUUGACAGAUUAGAUUUGAGGCCUUGGAACCUUCAUGUUGACCUCAGAUAUAAGGUAAAAGGCCAAAAGUUGCCUCUUCAUACCCAUUACUGUCAAUGGGAGUUGGGCAGAACUUCAAUAUCUUACUCAUUGGAAGCAGCAAUCUUGGCACUGUGAGCCAAAUUUCAUAGGCCUCUAAAAAUGCACUUGCAUCCACUUGCACACACAAGACCAACACUGUGUACAUGCUCAAAUGCAGCUUUUUUUCAUGUGAAUAGAUGUGCGUGCAAAGUCUGCAGGAACAUUUUUAGAGAUUUACUGAAAACUCGUUGUUCAGCAAUUCUGACAUGACAUACUGUAACUAAAUAUUUUUGCCUACAAGCAACAGCAGAACAUUUUAAUAUCCAGAAAUGGAGUCCUUAUCUGCAAAUGCACGUUUAAUAAUUGCUAUAACUAAUAGAGAGGGUUGAAUGAGAGUUGGAUAUAGGUUUGUUUACAUUAAUUUUUUUUGCCAAUUAUCCAGAAUCACCAGGUUGUGCAUAAAUCUAACCUGUAACAGUGUGAUCGAAGUACUUAGUACCUGCUCUCCUUUUCCCUUCUCUAUUAGGCUUGCUUUUUGAACCUUUAAAUUAUUACAGACUCUUCAAAUUAGGGACAACCUCCUCUACCUCUGCA
Molecule: messenger RNA, 1750 nt
Organism: Chelonoidis abingdonii (Abingdon island giant tortoise)
Lineage: Eukaryota; Metazoa; Chordata; Testudines; Testudinidae
Source: RefSeq, a predicted model, not a curated record